AAAGCAUUCAAUUGGAUCACGGCGAAUACUUGUACGGAAAAGAACCAAUGAUCUACAUCGUAUAUCGUCUCGUUAAAAUUAUGUGUAUGUGCAGUCAGCUUUAGUUUAUGUUGUGUAGUAGUCAGGUAAGACCUUGAGGGAUGAGUGAUAAAAUCGUCGACUAUCGUUCGACGUAUUUUUUUUAUUUGGUGACUAGCAUACAUUAAAAGUUCAAAAUAGGUCCAAUAUUGAGCUGCAUGGGAUCGAACGUAUCUUUCGUACCGCCGAAUCGUAGAAUGGGUGAUAGGAUUAAUAAUUCUGACACGGAUACUGAUCCAGAUCCCGACAUAGCAACCAUUUUACAAUAUCUCAUCAGAAGUGGACAAGUAAGAAUUAUCACAGCCGAUUCUGAUUGUUUAUAUCAGGAAGAUUCAGAUGAUGAAUUUUGCAGCCCUCCACAAGCUGAUCCAAAUCCUGAUACAUCUCUUUUAGACGUCAGUGACUUGAGACAGACAAUUCUUUUACACUCAGGGACUUUUAAUAAAAAUGAUGAUUGGAAAAAAAGAAUUUCCCCAUCUUUAUAUUGUCUUCUUAAAAAAAGGGAAGUUGGGGUUCGAGAGCAUUUCACAAGAGGUGACUGUUGCCAAAUUAGUCAGAGAUUGCUGCCUAAUAAGAUGAUUCCUGUUGAACAAUAUCCAAGUAAAGCUUUUUGUGGAACAUAUGCCAGAGAUGGAGAACUCUUCAUGACUGCAUGUCAAGAUUGUAAUAUACGAUUGUAUGACACUAGAAGUGGUCAUUUCAAAUUAAUUAAAACAGUUCAAGCCAGAGACGUUGGCUGGAGUAUUUUAGAUACAGCCGUGAGUCCAGAUGGAAGAAACUUCAUAUAUUGCAGUUGGUCAGAGAGUAUACACAUAUGCAACAUAUAUGGUGAUCAUGAAAUGCAUGAAGCACUACCCCUUUGUCCAGAAGAUCGUCGAUUCUGUAUAUUUUCUCUUAGAUUUUCACAUGAUAGCAGAGAAAUCUUAGGCGGGGCAAAUGACGAAUGUCUUUAUGUAUAUGAUAGAGAACAUAAUCAAAGAACUUUAAAAAUUCGGUCGCAUGAAGAUGAUGUAAAUAGUGUUGCAUUUGCAGAUAGUACAUCUCAGAUUCUUUUUAGUGGAGGAGAUGAUGGUUUAUGCAAAGUUUGGGAUAGGAGAACUUUGAAUGAAUCACAUCCAAAGCCUGUUGGUAUACUUGCUGGUCAUUUGGAUGGAAUUACAUAUGUAGAUUCAAAGGGUGAUGGUCGUUAUCUUAUUACUAAUAGUAAAGAUCAAACCAUCAAAUUAUGGGAUAUGAGAGCUUUUUCACCUGCUCUUGGAGCUGAGGCUACAAAGAAAGCAGUUGCUUCACAUAAUUGGGAUUACAGAUGGCAGAGAGUACCUAAAAAAUUGUACAGUCAUAGAAAACGUAUUGGUGGGGAUACAUCUUUAAUGACAUAUCGAGGGCAUAGUGUAUUGCAAACUCUUGUUCGUUGCCAUUUUUCGCCAGAAUUUACUACAGGACAACAGUUUAUAUACACUGGUUGUGCUGCAGGACGUAUAGUCAUUUAUGAUGUAUUGACGGGAAAAAUUGUUUCUGAACUGAGUGGUCAUAGAGCAUGUGUCAGAGAUGUUUCUUGGCAUCCAUACAAUCAAGAAAUUAUCAGUAGUUCAUGGGAUGGAAGCAUUGGCAGAUGGAUUUAUGUUGGAAAAGUAGAUAGUGAUACUGAUGAUGGUGGUAAAUAUGAAACUGAUCAAGUUGAGAGAAAUGGAUUGAGGAGGUCAAGACGUCUUGCUGAACAAAAACUGAAAAAAGUACAUCCCUGAUUAAAAAGAGUGAUCAAUUUUCUAAUUUGUUAAAUUUGAAAAUUCCUAUGACUAUAAAAUUUUUCAAUAAGAAAAGGUAGUUUUGUAUUUUACGACAAUUGCUAUAGAAAUAUUGUUGGUAUUUAAGUGAUAGUUAAAUGCAGUAAAUAUAAAUGACUGUAUAAGAAAUGAUUAAAAAAAAGUUUUAUUGCUUGAAGGCAAUAAUAUAAAAUAAUACUUACAGACACAAUGAAUAUAUUUUCAUUAAAUAUUAAAAUUGUGCAAUUUUCAUGUAUUUUUUUUAACUCAUUAUUUAAAUAUUGUGAACUAAUAUGAUUUUAAAUGUCAAUACUACUAUUUUAAAAGAGAGUUUAAUCAAUUGUUAUCAAUUACUGUUGUAAUCUAAUUUUAGUUUCCUAAGUGUAUCAUGGAAUUGAUACUUAAUAGAAUUUUGUGUGCUAAUUUUCAUGUUUUUGAAUGGCAAAUUGGUACAAUUUUCAAUUUGGCAAGAAAAAAAUAAUCUCUCUCCAGACUAUCAGUAUGAAUUUUUUGGUACCAGUAAUUAAAAUAAUACUUUUGACUAAUAAAACAUAAAUU
This is a messenger RNA of Centruroides sculpturatus (bark scorpion), 2399 nucleotides long. Its product is annotated as DDB1- and CUL4-associated factor 11-like. NCBI's taxonomy places the organism in Eukaryota, Metazoa, Arthropoda, Arachnida, Scorpiones, Buthidae. Gene Ontology annotation, cellular component: Cul4-RING E3 ubiquitin ligase complex. The transcript has 17 exons. Gene Ontology annotation, biological process: proteasome-mediated ubiquitin-dependent protein catabolic process. The record is from RefSeq and is a predicted model, not a curated record. Bases 237 to 1823 code for a protein of 528 amino acids. Gene Ontology annotation, molecular function: protein binding.